UCUGUCGGUGACACUUUACCACAUGCUCGCAACUCAUGACUCUUCAUCAACCUAUAUCUUUUUUGGUACCAUCCAAAUAUUCUGAUUCGUCCUCAUACAACUAAUUUGUCUACAUGCAAGACAACGUCGAUCUUGAUAGUAAUUUAAAAGAGAGUAUAUUGCUAUUUGGGCAUCAGUUAUCAUGAUCAAAAGCACAGAACUGGACCAAAGAAAGAGUUUUUCUUUUAGUUCUUUUGACUUCAACUCAUCUCAUGGCCUCUUCUCUUCUGAUGAUGAUAUCAGUCAAGGUUAUGAUGCUAGUAAUUAUGUUAUGUAUGAUUCAGACGACGGCGACGGCGACGGCGCGUACAUUGAAAUAAACCUUAAUCCUCUGCCAACAAAAACAACAGUAGUUGAUAAAGAGGAGAAGGAAACUCCAGAGGUGGAGUUACGCAUAUCUUUUUCAGCUGGAAUUUCCUCAACUGUGACAACAACAUGUUCAUUAUCAGCUGCUGAAACGUCAUGUAGUACAACACAACAUGCACAGGGAACAACUAAUAAGGCGAGGUUAGGCCUUUUUGUAUCCUUGACUCGCAUUGUGAACGCGUUCAUGGCAUCCUCGGUCAAGAACUUGAAUUCACUGAGGGUAGAAAAAGCUAAUUUUGACCAUGAAUCGAAUUGCACGGAGAUGUUAAGCAACAGGAAAGAUCGUACGAUGGUCACUUCAAAGCCAAAUGGAAUUAUGAACUUUAUUAUAAAAUUCAAAUACAGAAAUAUUCCAUCAAUGCUAUUUUCAAUGGUGACACCCAAAGCCAAAAGGGAACAAAUGCCGGCCAGACAACCUUUACUACAGCGAGGCAGCAGCACAUGCAACGAAAAUCCAACAAAUGACACUAUGAAACUGAAAACUCGCAAUCAUUCAGAUCUUAAUUAUCAAGAUCUAACCCGCGACAAAUCAACAACAUCUGUCGCGGGCAUAAUAAACCUUAAGGCAAUGAGAGGAGUAUUAGAUUCACUCGUCAGGACGAGUCGUUAUUACACAAGUGCAAGAACAAGGACAUCAUUUGCCCAUAAGAAUAGUAAAAGUAAAAGCUGCCCUAAUUCUAUUAAGUCGUCACCUAUGCAUAGCAACAACAAUGGUUAUGAUGAUGAAGUUAGAAGGUUUUAUUUGAGGGAUAAUUCUGUUCAGGCAGCCAUUGCUCAUUGUAAGAAAUCAUUUGGCGCUCCAGUUGACUUUGAAUUUCAUCGUUAAACGUUCAAUCC
Molecule: messenger RNA, 1242 nt
Organism: Nicotiana tabacum (common tobacco)
Lineage: Eukaryota; Viridiplantae; Streptophyta; Magnoliopsida; Solanales; Solanaceae
Source: RefSeq, a predicted model, not a curated record